Molecule: messenger RNA, 183 nt
Organism: Symbiodinium sp. CCMP2592
Lineage: Eukaryota; Dinophyceae; Suessiales; Symbiodiniaceae
Source: the annotation of a GenBank genome assembly
AUGUCUUGGUGCUCGACUGGAAGGCUCCGCCCAAGCAGGGGCCGAAGGACUCUAGCGUCCUUCUCGGUCAGCAUGACAGGGAAAAGAGCGUGGUUUGGGGCUCCCGAGAGCAGCUGCUCACAAAGUUCCCGGCCUCGGUUUGGGAUCUCUGCAUUUGCUCGAGCACGGCCCGGCUGGUAUUAG